Molecule: messenger RNA, 501 nt
Organism: Nezara viridula (southern green stink bug)
Lineage: Eukaryota; Metazoa; Arthropoda; Insecta; Hemiptera; Pentatomidae
Source: the annotation of a GenBank genome assembly
AUGGAUAUACUCUACGAUGAGUUGUUCGGGUUGAAGCGAUGCGCAAGAUGCCAGGCGGCCAUAUCAUCUUCGGAGCUUGUGAUGCGCGCACGCGAGUUAGUGUUCCACGUGCACUGCUUCACUUGCGCAGCCUGCUCAGCCCUCCUCACCAAGGGGGACACCUUUGGGAUGAGGGACGGGGCUGUCUUCUGCCGCCUCCAUUACGCAGAGCUGCCGCCCCUCUCGCCGUACCCCCAAGAGCCGCCGUUCCCUCACGAGUAUCAUCACCCCCGGCUGACAUCGCCUCUUCCUCCUCAGCCUCCGGUUCCUCCAGAACCAGUCAAGAUACCAAACGCCUUCUUUCCCAAUGGAGCACCCGCGCCACGACAGAAGGGACAAGUCGGCAGAGUGCCAGAGCGUUCGGAUAGAGUACAAAGAUUGAUACAGAUCCCUGCACAGUGUGGUAGGGUACAAGCCAGUUGUGUACCCUAUGCAACAAGAGCCUUGACAACUUUGUUUUGA